Molecule: messenger RNA, 1747 nt
Organism: Microbotryum saponariae
Lineage: Eukaryota; Fungi; Basidiomycota; Microbotryomycetes; Microbotryales; Microbotryaceae
Source: the annotation of a GenBank genome assembly
AUGGCGGCGCGAUAUCCAACGCCUCUGGUUCGAGGUGGAGCGUCGACAAUACGGACCUCGACCCGAUCGAGACAUGCUCAAAGUAAUGUCCUCCUUCCCUUCGGUGUGAUCGGUUCCCGGAAUAGGAUCGACUUCGCAAUCGGUGCCUCCGCCUCUGGCUCCCGUUCGGAAGCUCCGCACCUGUUGCUCCCCUGUCGAUCACCCCGAAGGACAUUAUCGACCAGUUCGAGUCAUUUAGCAUGGUUACCCCAACUCCCCUUCAGCUCAUCCAAGUCGUCCAAGUCGGCGUCGGCGUCGAUCCUCGCUUCGAACCCGAUCGCCGAUCCGUUGACGUUGCUCUCGCGGGAACUCGGCGCUUUACGCUCCAACGUGCAAUCCCUCCUCGGAUCAGGCCAUCCUUCGCUCGACACGAUCGCGAAAUAUUAUUUUCAAGCCGAGGGCAAACACGUUCGACCGAUGGUUGUCUUAUUGAUGAGUCAGGCGACGAACGGUCUGGCUCCCGGAUGGAAAGGACGGAGGGAACAGGCCUGGUUACGCGAGGAGAAGAACAUCGAUGAUGCUUUGGAACGACGCGACGUGCUCAAUGACGAUAACCCCGACUUGUUACAAGCCGCCAAAUCCUUCUUUUCCGAUCCCCUCGCCGCUUUCAAAGGAGGGGAAGCUUUGGGCAAAUCGACGACGAGGACUUCGGCCGGAUUGGAUCCGCCGAAUGGUGGAUCGAGUUUGUUGCUUCUUCCCUCUCAACGGAGAUUGGCCGAAAUCACCGAAAUGAUCCACGUCGCUUCCCUCUUACACGACGACGUCAUCGACCUAGCCACGACGCGUCGAGGAGCCCCAUCUGCGCCUUCGCUCUUUGGCAACAAAUUGUCCGUGCUCGCGGGGGACUUUCUCCUCGCUCGAGCAUCGUUGGCACUUUCACGUUUGGGCUCGAACGAAGUCGUCGAAUUGGUCGCUUCCGUUUUGGCCAACUUGGUCGAAGGUGAAGUGAUGCAAAUGAAAGGCAACGUACCCCUUCACGUCACCAAAUCCUCGACGUCCCUAUUCCCCUCCACACCAACACCCAACAAACUCACGCCCGAAAUUUUCGAACAUUAUAUGAAAAAGACGUACCUCAAAACGGCCAGUUUGAUUGCGAAAUCGACCAGGGCGACGACGGUAUUGGCGGGGUGUGGAGUUGGUCAGGGUUGGGCACCGGGGGAAAGGAUCAAGGACAUUGCGUAUAUCUAUGGCAGGAAUCUAGGGAUCGCUUUUCAGGUACGUACGAAAGGUUUUUACGCGGCACUUUUGAGGAUUAAUUGGUCCUCGACCUACUACCCUAUUCACGCACAGCUAACGGACGACAUGUUGGACUUCACCUCCUCCGCUGCUGAAUUGGGCAAACCGGGGGGAGGGGCCGAUUUGAAGUUGGGUUUGGCGACCGCUCCAGCUCUUUAUGCAUGGGAGGAGUUCCCAGAGUUGGGCUUGAUGAUUGAACGUAAAUUUUCCGAGAGGGAUGAUGUGGAGCGGGUACGUAGGGGAGGCGGUUCUUGGGAGGGGUUUUCGGUGCGAUGCUUACACCCUCUUUGUCAUUGGGUUUGCCCACCAGGCCAUCAAUAUGAUCUCCCGUUCCUCCGGUGCGGAGCGGACGUUCGAACUGGCGCAACGACAUAGUCAAGUCGCGAUUGAUGCGUUGAAAGGUUUACCUGAAAGUGCGGCAAGGGACGAGUUGGAGAGGAUCGCGAGGGAGACGGUGAAGCGGAAGAAGUAG